AUGACGUUCUUUCCAAUACAAAAAGUGUAGUACCUAUUGUUUCCAAACUGCGUUACCCACUCCAGCCAGCAGAUGGCGAUGUGCGUCUUUCAGGUGAUGCUUCUUGCGUGACGUAUAAUGGACUGGACGGGACGCUUCUUCAGGAACAACAAGGCGCCAACUCUUUCAACCAUCUCGGUAGCCUGCUAUACAAUAUAAAACUGAAAGAUUGAUUCUUUAGACCAUGUUAUUGUACAUGAGCUAAUCUCAGUGUUUUAGACAAAUUUCGGUUGACGUAUCUACUGGUGAACUUUAACCUAAUGUGCUUGUUCAAUUUGCAAACUUGUUAAAGAUUGAUACUGAGGUUAGCACUAGGCUAGUCGCUAAUGCUAGCCAUGAGCUCACUGAACUACUCCUCCUUGCUAAUGAAGAUGAGGUCUGCUUUACGGAGAAAGAAUCUUUCAGAAUGAAAAAGGAGGAAGAGGAGGCUGUUAUAGUGAAAGAAGAGAAAGAACCUUUUAGUGAGGAAGAGGAUGCUAUCUUAAUAAACGUGAAGGAGGAAGACGUUUUGAGAGUGAAAAAGGAGGAGACAGAAGAUCCGAUUGACACCAAAGAGAGACAUGACUAUGGUGGAUCCUCUGCGGAGCCUCAACAACAUCCUGAUGCUGACGAGGCAGAGAAGAGUCUCUCCAGAUCAGAACACCAGAUGGACAACGCUAGCCCUUCCACCCUCCCGGAGUCCAUGUGUCGUGCCUCUCCUGGUAGCACCUUACUGCUGGGUAUGAAGAGGUUGUCUGUGCUGCUGGUGGACUGCAGGAAAACAAUGGGGCUGAGUGGAACUGUGAGAGGAGGAGAAGAGAUGAAAGGAUCAGAUUUGACUCAUCAAAGAGAAAGUCCAGACUCAGAGGAACCAGAGCCAGGGACGUCCAAACCAGCAAGAAGACACCAGUGCUCCUACUGUGGAAAGGAAAUUGACCAGGAGAGUGACACAGAAGGAAUGGAUGAGGACUCUGUAAGUGACCAGAGUUUUGAUUCCAGCGCGGAAGAAAUGUUUUUGGAAGGAAAAGAUCCACUUUUAGAUCAUCCCAGUGAUUCUGAUUGGGAGCCCAUACUGCCAAGGUGCAAAUCCCCCACUGAAGCUGGUCCAUCCAGCCGGACCCCUGCUGUCUCCGGCACCACACCUACCCCCACCCGGCCAUCAAGAGGUGUGAAGUCGGUGACAAAGAAGCGGAGGAAGGGAAGUGUGGAACCUGCUGGCAGAGCGGAGGGUCGUUGGCACUCUGUGCUGGAGGAGGAUGUGGCCCCACCACCUCCUAUUUUCAGACCAAAGAGGCCACCAGGUCCUCAGCUGGACAUGACCUCUAAGUACAGCCCCAUGCAACUUUUUCAGUUGUUUUUCACCUCGGCAGUUGUUGAUUCCCUGGUGUUGAACACUAAUAAGUACGGAGCUAAGAAGCAGGAAGGCAAGAAAGAGACAUGGAAGCCCAUUUCCAGGUCAGACCUUUUCUGCUACAUUUCACUGGUAAUUUACAUGGGGCUGGUAAAGUUAAAAACCCUAAAGGAUUACUGGAAAAAAGCCACACUCUAUCAGCUGCCUUUCCCCCGCACUGUCAUGUCCUCUACAAGGUUUUUAAAUAUCUCACGGGCGCUUCAAAUCAGUGACCCAGAUGUUGAUGAGGAGAAUGACAGGAGGAAAGGCACCGCAAGGUUUGACAGGCUCUGCAAAGUCAAACCUCUCUACUCCAGCAUGGUUGAAGCCUGCAAGGCCCAUUUUCAGCCCGCCCAGAACUUGUCCAUAGAUGAGAGGAUGGUAGCCUCAAAGGCCAGAAUUGGCCUAAAACAAUACAUGCGUAACAAACCAACUAAGUGGGGUUACAAACUGUUUGUUUUGGCUGAUUCUGCGUGUGCCUACACAUGCAAUUUUUUUGUCUAUGAGGGGAAGAACACGUGUGCGACUGGUAAAGGACUGAGUUAUGACUCUGUAAUGGAAUUAUUGGAUUUUCAACUGCUGGGGAAGGGCUACAAACUCUUUGUGGACAACUUCUACACAAACCCUACCCUGUUCACAGACCUGAGGAAGCGGGAUGUGUGGGCUUGUGGCACCAUUCGGACCAACAGAGUGGGCUUUCCGAAAACCAAGGAGAAUGACAUGCCUAAGAGGGCUGAUCGGGGUACCAUGAGAUGGAUCCGUGAAGAUGGCCUGCUGUUUGUGAAGUGGAUGGACACCAGAGAGGUGGCGAUGUGCUCCACUAUCCACAAGUCCUUCAGUGGCGAUCACGUCGUCAGGCGUGUGAAGGAUGCUACUGGGGCAUGGACCACCAAAAAUGUUCCCAUUCCUGCAGCCAUCAAGGACUACAACCAGAGCAUGGGAGGUGUAGACUUGUCAGACGCUCUUAAAGGAUACUACAAUGUUCUACAUAAGACAAAGAAAUGGUACAAGACAUUGUUUUAUAAUUUCAUUGACAUUGCUGUGGUGAAUUCCUUCAUCCUCCAGAAGGAAAUGGCCAGGAGCUGUGGACAGCCCCCCAUCUCACAGCUAGUCUUCAGGGAGCUGCUCAUCAAGGAGCUUGCUGGCUACAGCAAGUCCACUGCAUCACAUUCUGCCACCUCUGCCGCCUCCACCUCUGCCGCCUCCUCCUCUGCCGCCUCUACCUCUGCCGCCUCCUCCUCUGCCACCUCCACCGCCUCCUCCUCUGCCGCCUCCUCCUCUGCCGCCUCCUCCUCUGCCGCCUCCACCUCUGCCGCCUCUACCUCUGCCGCCUCUACCUCUGCCGCCUCUACCUCUGCCGCCUCCUCCUCUGCCGCCUCUACCUCUGCCGCCUCCUCCUCUGCCGCCUCCACUUCUGCCGCCUCCUCCUCUGCCGCCUCUACCUCUGCCGCCUCCUCCUCUGCCGCCUCCACUUCUGCCGCCUCUACCUCUGCCGCCUCUACCUCUGCCGCCUCCUCCUCUGCCGCCUCCUCCUCUGCCGCCUCCUCCUCUGCCGCCUCUACCUCUGCCGCCUCCUCCUCUGCCGCCUCCACUUCUGCCGCCUCCUCCUCUGCCGCCUCUACCUCUGCCGCCUCUACUCCUGCCUCCAGUGGUGUUCAUAUACCACAGUUCAUUACUGCAGGCGUGACUUUACCUCUGAGACAAAGGAGCGGAGCAUGGAGGCGUUGUUGUGUUCUUUGUCGCAUGAAGUCCCCCAUCAUCUGCACCAGUUGUUCAGUUUGCCUCUGCUUUGUAGCAGAAAGAGACUGCUAUGGGACAUGGCACAGGCAGAAAAAAUAUUCUGUUCUAAUAUUAAAAAUAAAAACAUUAUAAUUUUUUUUGUGUGUGUUAGAAUAGAUUUUUGAUAAGUUGUAUAUAGUUAUUUGCACUGUUGUAUAUAGUUAUAGGUCAUUUCACCAAUUCGGCCACUUGGGUACAUUUGGGCAACUUGUGUGGGACACCUAGGUGACUUCAUGCUAAAUGUCAUGUAGCUCACCCAUUCCUGAAGUUGUCAGUCUGAAACUCUGCACACCUACAGUUGCCCUCUUGUGUUAAUCCAUCUAAAUUAUCUCCAGCAUCCUAUCUGACUGUGUGGCUGUUCCAGUACAUAUGAAAGAUGAUGAUACAACAAUAAAAACAGAAAACGUAUGCUCUUUCUCUUUUCUUCCACCAGAUCUACUGUGUUAUAUUCUCCUAUAUUCAAUUAACAUUUCCACAAACUUCAGAAUGUUUCCAUUCAAAUGAUACCAAGAAUAUGCAUAUCCUUGCCUCUGGGGCUGAGCUACAGGCAGUUAGAUUAGGGUAUGUCUUCAGGCUGAAAUUGAGAACAAGGGAUGCAGCAAUAAGAGGUUAAUUAUGGCUGCGCUCCCCGUACAGGGAUCAACAUCAGGGGACAUUUCAGGGUGACAACUAAAAAUACAACUUUGUAACUUUGUUUCAGUCCUCUGGAUGUUUAUCUAGUCGUGG
This is a messenger RNA of Oncorhynchus keta (chum salmon), 3913 nucleotides long. RefSeq lists its product as uncharacterized. The record is from RefSeq and is a predicted model, not a curated record. The transcript is spliced from 6 exons. Lineage: Eukaryota; Metazoa; Chordata; Actinopteri; Salmoniformes; Salmonidae. The coding region runs from base 446 to 3280 and encodes 944 amino acids.